AUUAUUAACAUGCCGCUAGUCCUCACUAGGCAUUGGUGACCAAGGGGGUCUCCUUCUUUCCUUCGUGUCCCUUCACUAGCUGGAAUUAACCUUCUCUUUCCCUGCAAAAAGGCCCGGCUAUGAAGAGUUUCCAGACACUCUCAUUUCUGUUCCUUUUUUGCCUUGUGAGUCAUGGGAAUCCAAAUGGCAGGAAGAAGAAAGGACCACAGCUGCAGUCAAUCCAGAGGAAGAGUGAGCACCAGCGCUUCCAGACCAAAUUCCUGCUGUACUCAACUACUGCAGAGGGAGGCUGCCUGAUUGAAUUUAACCAGAGGGUCACCCUUGAGACAUGCCGUUUCAAUGCUUCUCUUCCUCUGGUGAUGAUCAUCCAUGGAUGGUCGGUGGAUGGAAGGCUAGAAGGCUGGAUUUGGAAGCUAGCCGAAGAGCUGAAAUCUCAGCUCACGCAAACCAAUGUGAUCAUCACUGAUUGGCUGGCGUUUGCACACGCGCACUACCCCAUCGCCGUGCAGAACACGCGUGACAUUGGCCAAGAAAUUGCUCAGUUCCUAGAAUGGCUGGAGGAAUCUCUUCAGUUUUACAGAGGCAACGCUCACCUGAUUGGCUACAGCCUGGGCGCUCAUGUCGCAGGCUUCGCUGGUAGCUUCAUUGGGGGCAAAGGGAAGAUUGGCAGAAUUACAGGCCUCGAUCCUGCUGGCCCCCUCUUUGAAGGCAUGUCUCCAACAGACCGUUUAUCACUGGAUGACGCAGACUUUGUAGAUGCGAUCCACACGUUCACCCAACAGCAAAUGGGCCUUAGUGUUGGAAUCAAGCAGCCUGUUGCCCACUUUGACUUCUACCCCAACGGGGGCACGUUCCAGCCUGGCUGCCACAUCAUGCAUGUUUAUAACCACAUCGUGCAGUAUGGGAUCACAGGGCUCGCUCAAACGGUGAAAUGCGCCCACGAAAGGUCCGUCCAUCUGUUCAUCGACUCACUGCGGCACAGCACCAAGCAGAUCACGGGCUACUGGUGCAAAGAUAUGCAGACCUUUGACAAGGGCCGCUGCCUCAACUGUAGGGCAAACAGGUGCAACACCCUGGGCUACCAUAUCCAGAAGAAGGGAGUCACCAGCAGCCGGCAGCUCUUCCUGAAGACACGGCCCCAGAUGCCCUAUAAAGUGUAUCACUAUCAGUUCAAGAUCCAUUUCAUCAAUGAAUUCCAAGAGAGGCAAAUUGACCCAACGUUCACCAUCUCGCUGACUGGCAGCAAAGACGAUGUUGAAAACCUCUCCAUUACUUUAGUUGAGGGCAUUACCGGAAAUAAAACCUACACUUUUCUUGUCCCUCUGGACAUUGAUAUCGGUGAGCUGAUGAUGAUCAAAUUGAAAUGGGAAGGGAUUGCGAUUUGGGAGAACAUCUGGAACACUGUCCAAACCAUUAUCCCUUGGACAAAGGGAGGCCGUCGACCAGGACUUAUUGUGAAGACAAUACGAGUCAAGGCAGGAGAAACUCAACAGAAAAUGACAUUUUGUUCUCAAAGCGUCGAUGAUUUGCACCUCUAUCCAGGCCAGGAGAAAAUGUUUGUGCGAUGCGAAUUCAUCUCCCAACGGCACCAGGGAGCAACAAGAUGAGCAACCCUGCAGAAGAACUGGUGCUACCCUCAAGAAAGGCUUCCAUGCCUUACCUUUUCGGCAGAAAAAAACACACCUAUUUUUAUUUCUUUAUAUGCAUAUAUACACAUACAUACAUCUGCACACAAACAUGAGGAAAGAGACACAAAAGCUUUCUUGGAUCCAGAAGUACAAUAGUUUGCAUAUAUCCAAGAAAAUGUUGAUGGAAGACAACGGAUGAAUAAAGUGUGGAAUC
This is a messenger RNA of Elgaria multicarinata webbii, 1842 nucleotides long. It is a transcript of the gene LIPC, whose product is annotated as lipase C, hepatic type. Gene Ontology annotation, molecular function: apolipoprotein binding; lipoprotein lipase activity. NCBI's taxonomy places the organism in Eukaryota, Metazoa, Chordata, Lepidosauria, Squamata, Anguidae. The record is from RefSeq and is a predicted model, not a curated record. The transcript is spliced from 9 exons. Gene Ontology annotation, biological process: fatty acid biosynthetic process; triglyceride catabolic process. Bases 120 to 1607 code for a protein of 495 amino acids.